GUGACGAAAGUCUGCUGCUGAGGAUAUUUGCAUCUUCUCCCCCUUUUUUUUCCUUUGAAAUUAUUUUCUUAGCCACAAUUUCCCCAUCUGGCAGAGAUAUACAAAACCAGCUCCUGUAAUAAUGAGGAAUUUUGGCUUCUUGUUCAUAUUGUUGAUUGGGGCAGCUGCUUUCUUAUACCUUAGUUUUCCCAGCAAGGAAAGAGCUAUCAUCAAUCCAGGUAUGGUUUCAAUAGGCGGCAUGAAUGAUAUGGCUUUGAUGACUAAAAGAAGGAAGGUGAAGGUACAGUUACUUAAGCUAGCCUAAGAUGUUUCAACUUCUUUGAUAUACUCGUAUAAUAAACAAAAGUAGAUGUAGAUGAAAUAGAUGAUAAGUUUUAUGGUUGUGUUAUUGACCACCUGCACAGCAGCAAAACUUUUUUCCCAAUAUUCUUGUUUUUGGCUUGAUGCACCUUCUUAUCCUCAUUUAAAAAUCCCUGGCCUUAAUGCACCAAUCCCCGCUGGAGCUAAAUUUGGCUAUGGGCAUGGAGAAUGGGGCAAACCACCUGUUGAUGAAUAUGGACGUCCCCUCUAUGGAGAUGUUUUCGGCUUUGUGCAACAAGAACAGCCCAAUUAUGAGGAAGAACCAGUUGAUAAGACUAAGCACUGGGGUGACUUGGAGGAGGAAGAGGAAGAGGAAGAAGAAGAAGAGGAGGAGGAGGAACAGAUGGCAGAAGAGGAACUUGAAGAUGGCAUUCAGUCUGUUGACAGCCUUUCAAGCACUCCUACUGGCGUUGAAACCCCUGAUGUUAUUGAUCUUCGAAAGCAGCAGAGGAAGGAACCUGAUAGGCCUCUCUACCAAGUAGCUUCUUUGCUUGAUUAUGUAUUUCUUUCUACAUUUUAUGCCUGCUGGAUUAUAGAUUCAUUUCAGGUUCAAGAGAUUCUGCCUGAAGUAUAAAGGUUACAAGUCUAUUGGUGCUAGAAACAUUGUAUGAUAGAUUUUUGUUUUAGCUAUAAGGUUGUUGGUAUUUUCAAUUUUGAAUCGGAAUAUGCAAUGAUGAUGUAUACUUGAUAUUUGGUUCAUUUGUAUAAUAAUGUAUGAAUUUCUUGGAUGAUAUAUAAUAUUGUUAUCGUUGAUUUUA
Messenger RNA from Salvia miltiorrhiza (redroot sage), 1118 nucleotides. RefSeq lists its product as uncharacterized. Lineage: Eukaryota; Viridiplantae; Streptophyta; Magnoliopsida; Lamiales; Lamiaceae. Gene Ontology annotation, cellular component: U2 snRNP; precatalytic spliceosome; catalytic step 2 spliceosome. Gene Ontology annotation, biological process: mRNA splicing, via spliceosome. The transcript is spliced from 6 exons. Bases 365 to 934 code for a protein of 189 amino acids. The record is from RefSeq and is a predicted model, not a curated record.